AUGAAAAGGAUUGAAAUAUCGAGUAAUACUGAGGGUGUUUCGACUGAUGACACUUUGAGGUCAGGCGCGACUCCUAGUACUAUCAUAAAUCCACAAUGUACAACUACCGCUGUCGGAGUUUCUGGUUUGAAGGUUGAAAAUAAACGUGUCCGGCCGGGUCUAAAAAAUCUAAAUAUUGAACCCGCGAACUUAAAAGACUGUGAGUUUACUGCUAUUGCGAUAACGCCCUGUGGACGGCCGGCCCAAAAGUUUAGAUCAGAACUUGACGUUAUCACUGGUCUCAAAGACGUCAUCAAGGUGCACAGGUCAUUAUUCAUCGACGCCAAGAUUAUACAUCGAGAAAUCUCGUUAAACAGUAUAUUAUUGACGCAUUCUGAUAAUGUCAACGAACUUGGCGGUACGUUUAUCAAUCUGGACCAAGCUACUUUUCUUAUAGAAGGAAAUGCAGAGCCAGUGGAGCAAAUAAAGAUGGGCGCAUUAGAGUUCAUGGCUAUUGAGAUUCUAAGUGAGAGCCCUUCACUACCCUGGCUAUCUGUCAAACAUACAUAUUGCCACGACCUAGAAUCAAUCUUUUAUGUCUUACUAUGGAUGUGCAUAUGCUAUGGGUGGGCAAACAAUAAAACAUCACAUAGAAAUGUUAUAUCCAAAUGGCAUAAAAAGGAAACCGAGGACAUAGGUUUUUGGAAGAGUAUUCAAAUGAAAGAAGAAAAAUUCGAAAACGAAUUUUUGCCUAAGUUUUCGCCAAAAUUUAAGGGUAUCAAGGAACUUGUAGUGAGAUUUUGGGGGAUUUUAUUCUAUUCAGAUAAAGAGCUUUGGACUGGUGCUUACAAGGACCAUCAAACCCUGUAUGAUCCUAUUAUCAAAGCGUUUGAUGAUGCUAUUGAGAUUUUGAAAUUGUAA
Blumeria graminis f. sp. triticale is the source of this 900-nucleotide messenger RNA. The record is from the annotation of a GenBank genome assembly. Lineage: Eukaryota; Fungi; Ascomycota; Leotiomycetes; Helotiales; Erysiphaceae.